This is a messenger RNA of Daphnia pulicaria, 697 nucleotides long. RefSeq lists its product as uncharacterized. The transcript is spliced from 5 exons. Bases 26 to 574 code for a protein of 182 amino acids. NCBI's taxonomy places the organism in Eukaryota, Metazoa, Arthropoda, Branchiopoda, Diplostraca, Daphniidae. The record is from RefSeq and is a predicted model, not a curated record.
UCAAAGAAAACAUUUGCAAUUUAAAAUGAUGGCCGAGAACGGCACAGUGUGGAAGAGCGAUUACCCUAAAAGACACAUUUACUUCUUGGGUACCCUAGGAUUACUUUUGGGGCUUGGAAUAAUCGUCCUUGAGGCCACGAUGGUUGUUUACCGAGAUGAUAUUCGCCUCAACGACAUCCGCAACAACCCUCUGCUGCCGAUUGCCAUCACGGGUCUUACAUUUGGAGUUUACUUCGUUGUCUUAGCCAUCGUUACUGCCUGUGCUGCCAAAUCAAAAUCACGAUGCAUAACCGUAACAUUCCUCGUCAUGAGCAUCAUCGCGCUAGCUUUGGACUUGUGCUUACUUUCUUUCCACGGUCUUCAUCUAAUCACUCGCUGCAAUCCAAAUGAGUUUGAAGGUCUCGGAGGGAAUUUUGGCAUCCGGAAUUGCCGUAAUGAAUUCGAUCACGUAUUGUUGAUCAAUCGACAUGGUACCUCGUUACUGUUGAUCAUCAUCGGCACAACACUCCAUGCCGUUAUCAAUUUUUGCUCCAUUAUUGUCUCCUUUUAUGUUGUCUGCCGAUUCGAGCAGUAGAAAUACCUUAUCAACGGCCGAAAUGGAUCGCACCGCAACAAAUAAACCAUACUAAUCUUAUACUUCAUCGUCACAGUAAUGACAUCAUCCGAAUUUCAGAGAUAAAUACAUCCUUUUUUAUAA